Messenger RNA from Jaminaea rosea, 2416 nucleotides. RefSeq lists its product as hypothetical. The record is from RefSeq and is a predicted model, not a curated record. Lineage: Eukaryota; Fungi; Basidiomycota; Exobasidiomycetes; Microstromatales. Bases 287 to 2242 code for a protein of 651 amino acids. Gene Ontology annotation, molecular function: phosphatidate cytidylyltransferase activity. The transcript has 3 exons. Gene Ontology annotation, cellular component: endoplasmic reticulum membrane.
CUCCGUUCCUGAACCACACCAUCGCAAAGAAGCGACACAAGAAGACGAUAAGAAAGAGCUGCUCGCCCUCGCUGCCACUCCUCCACGUGUGAGAAGCGGUGUUGAGAGCGCACACGCACGCUCGCUGCUUUCGUCUCCGCCCAAGAGCUGGCGUCAUAGGCUGGCGAGCGGAGAGGGAAGGCGAGGCGCACACGGCGGGAUCGUCGUCUUCUUCCUCUCGUCCUCCCCCCUCACCAUCUCCUCCAAAAGGAGCGCACAUACACGCUUCCCUCACUAAACUCCCAUCAUGCCUCCUCGACAGAUGUCGCGCUACGCCUCCAAGGGCGCCUUCGACCUUCUAGCGGCAGACGACGUCGAUGAAGAAGGAGUCGAUGCCUCGGAGGACGACGAAGAUGCACCGAUUGCUCCAGCUCCACCAGCUAGCACGCCGGCGGGCUCUACCAAGCUGACCAAGACGCAGCAGAAGAAGCUAGCAAAGGAGGCGCGAGAGGCAAAGAAGGCUGAAAAGCAAGCAGCAUCUGCCACUCCCACACCACCGGAUGAGAAUAGCAGGAGCGUGCCCAACGAGAAUUCAGCUUCCGGCAUCGCUGAUGUUGCGGCGCCUCGUGCUGAGAGGAGCUCGCCUACCAUCGAGAUCCCCGUGCAGAGGGUCGCGCCUGCGGAUGACCCGGCGACGGCUUCCGCUGCUCCUGGGCCAGUACCCAAUGGUGCCGCUGCGGGGAUCAAGGCAGCCAACGAGACCCUACCCUCUCCAGCUGCUCGCCGUGAUGCCGCUGCAGGUGCGUCUGGUGUCUCGUCGUCCUCUACAGCUGCGGCACCCAAGCCAGCUCCAGCAUCCGCUCCUCGGGCAGCUGCUCCCGCCUCUCGCCCUCCUGCCGCAGAGCCGACACCCGAGGACAUCGUCGCGGAACGCAAAGCAGCAGAGCGUGCUGCCUACUGGAGGAAGAUCCGUGAACGCACGACCUUCACCUUUGUUAUGAUCUUCGGCUUCGUCGGUCUCCUCUCUCUCGGCCACCCCUACAUGAUCAUUCUCGUCCUCGCCAUUCAGGUCCUCGUCUACCGUGAGGUUACUGCCCUUUUUGAGAUUCCGGGAAGACCUUCCAUUACGGGUGGUGCGCCGCGCCGACAUGUGCUCUCGAGACAUAACUCAACGCAGGGAAAGCCGGCGACUGCCAAGGCAAGGUCGCAGCAGAUCGAGUCGGCGCAGGUUAGCGACGAUGAGGAUGACUUUAGAGAGGAAGAGAGGAAGGAACUGCUUUGGUCCAAGACUCUCUCGUGGUACUUCUUCACAGUAGCCAACUACUUCCUCUACGGCGAGUCCCUCAUCUAUUACUUCAAGCACAUCGUCUUUGUGGACUCGUACUUCAUCCCCUUUGCAAGGCACCAUCGCUUCCUUAGCUUCCUCCUCUACAUCAUCGGCUUCGUAGGCUUCGUCUCCGGAUUGCGUCGCGAGAACCUCAAGCACCAAUUCGGCCUCUUUGGUUGGGUCCACAUGAGCCUGCUGCUCAUCGUCUUCUCCAGCCACUUCCUGGUAAACAACAUCCUCGAGGGAUUGAUCUGGUUCUUCGUCCCCGCAUCCCUUGUCAUCUGCAAUGACGUCUUCGCCUACGUAUGCGGGAUGAUUUGGGGACGCACCCCGCUCAUCUCCCUCAGCCCAAAGAAGACGGUCGAGGGCUUCGUAGGUGCCUUCCUCAUCACCGAGGUCUUCGCCAUCGGAUGGGCGACGUACUUCCAGCGAUUCAACUACAUGAUCUGCCCCGCCGUCUCUUUGGGGAUGAACGCCUUCCAGCAGAUCGAGUGCAAGCCCAACCCGGUAUUCGAGUGGCACUCCCUCCCCAUACCGGGUGAGAUCCUUGCUCUCCUCCCUCCGGCUUUGGUCUCAGCGUUGCCGGGCACCUCGAUCCCCUACACGUACUUCCAACUCCACUCCCUCGUGAUGGCUGCUUUUGCUUCCCUCGUCGCUCCCUUUGGCGGCUUCUUUGCCUCAGGAUUCAAGCGCGCAUUCAACAUCAAGGACUUUGGCGACUCGAUCCCCGGCCACGGUGGGCUGACGGAUCGCUUCGACUGCCAGUUCCUGAUGGGGCUGUUCAGCUACGUCUACUACAGCAGCCUGAUUCGCGAGAACACGGUAACUGUGGGGAGCGUGUUGCAGAUGGUAGUGGCGCACCUGGGACAGGAGGAGCAAGUAGAGGCGUACAGGGAGAUUGGUCGAUAUCUGAGCUCGCGUGGUAUCAAGGUAUGAGGUAUGAGGGGAGGAGGAUGGGAUGGAAGACAACCAUCGUUGGGUGGGUGUACAAUUGCGCAUUGCCGUGCUAUGGUGUUCUCAUGCAUCGAAUCGAAAGGACUUCAUUCAUGAAUCAUGUACGGGAGCGAUGACAAGGCGAGGCGAGGCGAGAAGGGCGACGACGACGACGAC